CACACACUCGCUCUCCCCCUUCCCCCCUUCCCCCCUUCCAGAACCUCCUCUCUCUUUUUACAUUCCUCUAAUACUCCAAUUGCUUCCUGUCAUCUGCCAUUUCACCCUGUCCCGUGCUCCUUCACGCUGAUGCUCCGCUAAACAUCACCCCGCUUUUGGCUUACCGUCCCUCACAGGACAUCUCCCCCAACAAUGCCGCUUCUCAAUGCCGCUGGGGAUGCCAAAAGCUCUCCUGGCCAGUCUCAUUCCGUCAGGAGCAGACGACUAACCGAUACUACUGUUACUCCGUCCAGCCCUGCUUCUGGUGGCGUCGUCGCAUACACCACCCAGAAUAAAGACCUGCCUUCCCUCGCUCCCCAAACGGCAUAUUCCCUCAAUGGCGGUGCUAUCCCCCCCGCCUCUGCCCCAAUGGCUGGCGAAGGGGGAGAUGGGAGCAAGUGGUAUGCCCUAGAGCUGGAGGAUGGCACCGUCUACCAGGGUUACAGUUUUGGUGCCGAAGCGAGCAUUGCUGGCGAGUUGGUUUUUCAAACUGGCAUGGUGGGCUACCCAGAAUCAAUCACAGAUCCUUCCUACCGUGGCCAGAUCUUGAUCAUCACCUUCCCGCUGGUAGGCAACUAUGGCGUCCCUUCGCGAGAAACGGUUGAUGAGCUCCUCGGGCAAGAUAUGCCCAAAUAUUUCGAGUCCAGUGAGAUCCAUGUUGCUGGUCUUGUAGUGGCCAAUUACUGCGGAGAGGACUACUCGCACUUCUUGGCCGAGUCGUCUCUCGGGAAGUGGUUGAAGGAACAAGGAGUUCCUGCCAUGUAUGGUGUUGAUACCCGCGCCCUCACAAAGAGAAUUCGAGAGAAGGGAAGCAUGCUUGGCCGCAUGCUUUUGCAGAAACCCGGUGUGAGUGUUGAAACCUUGAAUAGCGACGCGCCGAAAAACGGCUCGACUACUGCUGUUGUUGAUGACGAAGAGAAAUCCGAUCUUUGGAGAGCAUCCUUUGAACAAAUUGAAUGGAUGGACCCUGAUAAGAGGAACCUGGUCAACGAUGUCUCUAUUAGGAAACCCCAGCUGUUCUCCCCACCAAAGGAUUCGGUCCUUUCUCACCCCUGUGGUCGCCCGAUCAGAGUUGUGUGCGUUGACGUUGGUAUGAAAUAUAACCAACUACGGUGCCUUCUCGCUCGCGGCGUCGAGCUCCUUGUUGUACCAUGGGAUUAUGAUUUCCCCAGCUUGGCAGGAAAGGAAUAUGACGGCCUUUUCCUUUCCAACGGCCCGGGCAACCCCGCCACCCUGUCCAAAACAGUGGAGAAUAUUAGAACCGCCAUCAAGGACUCGCGCACUCCAAUCUUUGGUAUUUGUCUUGGACACCAGUUACUUGCCCGGGCUGCGGGUGCGUCUACCAUUAAGAUGAAGUUCGGUAACCGAGGACAAAAUAUCCCCUGUACCAGCCUUAUCUCCGGUCGCUGUUACAUUACUUCGCAAAACCACGGAUAUGCAGUUGAUUCUAUGACAUUGCCAGAGGGAUGGGAGGAGCUCUUUGUCAACGCUAAUGAUGGAAGCAACGAAGGUAUCAGACACGUUAGCCGCCCAUUUUUCAGUGUCCAAUUCCACCCAGAGAGCGCCCCAGGACCCCAGGACACAGAGUUCCUAUUCGAUGUCUUCAUCGAUGCUAUUAAAACGAACGUGGCAUUCCCUAGUGCCUUAGAGAAGCCCGUUAGCUUCCCUGGCGCCACCGCUAAAGAGAACGAGCUUGCAAACCCGAGAGUGAGCGCUAAGAAAGCCCUUAUCCUAGGUAGCGGUGGUCUCAGUAUCGGACAAGCUGGAGAGUUUGACUAUUCUGGAAGUCAAGCCAUAAAGGCUUUGAAAGAAGAAGGAAUUUACACCGUCCUUAUUAACCCCAAUAUCGCGACGAUUCAGACUUCCAAGGGCCUUGCAGAUAAGGUCUAUUUCUUACCAGUCAACGCAGACUUUGUCCGCAAGGUUAUCAAACACGAACGGCCAGAUGCCAUCUAUGUAACAUUUGGCGGCCAAACUGCGCUCCAGGUUGGUAUUCAGCUCAAAGAUGAGUUCGAGGAACUUGGCGUUCGAGUUCUUGGUACUCCGAUAGACACCAUCAUUACGACAGAAGACCGCGAGUUAUUCGCGAGAAGCAUGGAAGCCCUUGGUGAGAAGUGCGCCAAAUCCGCCUCUGCUUCCACGCUCGAGGAAGCCAUGGAAGUUGUCAAGGAUAUUGGAUUUCCCGUCAUUGUCCGUGCUGCGUACGCUCUUGGUGGCCUUGGAAGCGGUUUCGCCGAGGAUCCUGAGCAGCUGCGGGAGCUGUGCACAAAAGCCUUCGCUGCAAGCCCACAGGUUCUUAUUGAGAGGAGUAUGAAAGGGUGGAAGGAGAUUGAAUAUGAAGUGGUCCGCGAUGCUCGUGAUAACUGCAUCACUGUGUGUAACAUGGAGAAUUUUGAUCCGCUUGGUAUCCACACUGGCGAUUCUAUUGUCGUCGCCCCGUCGCAAACCCUUUCUGAUGAGGACUACAAUAUGCUUCGAACGACUGCUAUCAAUGUCAUCCGCCAUCUGGGUGUGGUGGGUGAAUGUAACAUUCAAUAUGCAUUGAACCCAUUCUCAAAAGAGUAUUGCAUUAUUGAGGUCAAUGCUCGCCUGUCAAGAUCAUCUGCACUCGCAUCUAAAGCAACAGGCUAUCCCCUCGCUUUCGUCGCGGCUAAACUUGGCCUCGGAAUCCCGCUGAAUGAGAUUUCAAACUCAGUCACCAAAGUCACAUGUGCCUGCUUUGAACCUUCUCUUGAUUAUGUCGUCGUUAAGAUUCCCCGCUGGGAUCUCAAGAAGUUUACCCGUGUCUCCACGCAGCUCGGGUCUUCAAUGAAGAGUGUUGGGGAGGUUAUGAGCAUUGGACGGACUUUUGAGGAGGCCAUUCAGAAAGCCAUACGUUCUGUCGACUUUCACAAUCUUGGGUUCAACGAGACCAACGCACUCAUGUCGAUUAAGGCUGAGCUUCAAACACCUUCCGAUCAGCGACUGUUCGCUAUCGCCAACGCCAUGCAUUCGGGCUACACUGUCGACGAUAUCUGGGAAUUGACCAAAAUCGACAAGUGGUUCCUCCGAAAAUUGAAAGGCCUCAGCGAUUUUGGAAAACUAAUGUCUGGUUACAACGCCACUACAGCACCCAUUUCUCUCAUUCGACAGGCGAAGCAGCUCGGUUUCUCGGACCGGCAACUGGCGAAGUUUUUGAGCUCCAAUGAGUUGGCUAUCAGGCGACUGAGAGUGGAAGCAGGCAUUGUGCCCGUGGUCAAACAAAUUGAUACCGUCGCUGCUGAAUUCCCGGCAUUCACGAACUACUUGUAUCUGACAUACAACGGCUCCGAAAACGAUGUGGACUUUAACGACCAAGGUGUUAUGGUUCUUGGCUCUGGUGUCUACAGAAUUGGAUCCUCUGUCGAGUUUGAUUGGUGUUCUGUGCGAGCCAUUCGAACUCUUCGAGAGCAGGGUUUUAAGACGGUGAUGGUGAAUUCCAACCCCGAGACUCUCAGCACAGAUUACGACGAAGCAGACCGACUGUAUUUUGAAAAUAUCGAUUUGGAGUCCGUCCUUGAUGUCUACCAACUUGAGUCUGCAAGCGGGGUUAUUGUAUCUAUGGGAGGACAGGCACCGAGCAACAUCGCUCUUCCCUUACACAGACUCCAUGUUAAUGUCCUUGGUACAUCUCCGGAGAUGAUUGAUACAGCUGAGAAUCGGUACAAAUUUUCGCGACUCCUUGACCAUAUUGAGGUCGAUCAGCCAGCUUGGAAGGAAUUGACCAGUAUCGAGGAGGCCACCGAAUUCUGUGCGAAGGUUGGAUACCCAGUACUGGUGCGGCCUUCGUACGUGCUCUCUGGUGCUGCCAUGAACACGGUUUAUUCUUUGGAUGAUCUUGCAAGCUACCUCAACCAGGCUGUUGAGGUCUCCCGUGAUCACCCUGUGGUGAUUACCAAAUACAUAGAGAACGCCAAGGAAAUUGAAAUGGACGCAGUUGCCAAGAAUGGUGUUAUGGUCGGCCAUUUUAUUUCAGAACAUGUUGAGAAUGCGGGUGUCCAUUCUGGCGAUGCUACUUUGAUUCUUCCGCCCCAGGACUUGGACCCGGAAACCGUCCGGCGAAUCGAGGAAGCGACCCGCAAGAUCGGCAAUGCCCUGAACGUCACUGGACCUUUCAAUAUCCAGUUCAUCGCCAAAGAUAACGACAUUAAAGUUAUCGAGUGCAAUGUCAGAGCAUCUCGAUCCUUCCCGUUCGUUUCCAAAGUCAUGGGAGUUGACUUGAUCGAAAUGGCAACGAUGGCAAUGAUUGGCAAGCCGUUCACUGAGUACCCGCCGGUAACCAUUCCCAAGAACUACGUCGGUGUCAAGGUUCCGCAAUUCUCAUUCUCCCGCCUCUCUGGUGCUGACCCCGUGCUCGGAGUGGAGAUGGCUUCUACCGGUGAAGUUGCUUGCUUCGGUCGUGACAGGUAUGAGGCAUAUCUCAAAGCUCUGAUUUCGACUGGCUUCAAGCUUCCGAAAAAGAACGUCCUGUUCUCCAUCGGUUCCUUCAAGGAGAAGGUAGAGAUGUUGCCGUCUAUCAGAAAGCUGCACGCGCUUGGCUACAACCUUUUUGCCACGGCGGGCACUGCGGACUAUCUCAAAGAGCACGGACUUCCGGUCAAAUACCUCGAAGUUCUUGCGGGAGAGGAGGAGGACCUUAAGUCUGAAUAUUCUCUUACGCAGCAUUUGGCCAACAAUCUGAUUGAUCUUUACAUCAAUCUUCCCUCCAGCAAUAGGUUCCGGCGGCCUGCAAACUACAUGAGCAAGGGCUAUCGAACACGGCGAAUGGCAGUCGACUACCAGACCCCGCUAGUCACCAACGUUAAGAACGCGAAAAUCCUGAUCGAAGCGAUUGCACGCCAUUACACUAUGAACGUGAUGAGCAUUGAUUGCCAAACGAGCUAUCGCGCUGUUACUAUCCCCGGCCUAAUCAACGUCGCAGCGUUCGUGCCAGGACUCGCUAACCCAGAUUCUCCAGAUUUCCAGGUGGUGACUAAGGCUUCCAUUGCGAACGGUUUUAGCAUGGUCCGCAUCAUGCCCGUGGGCGUGGAUAGCUUCGUUACUGACUCUCAGGCGUUGAGAACGGCCCAACAUAAUUCGUCAAAGGGAUCGUACUGCGAUUUCAACCUCUCUGUCACGGCAACAUCUAAUAAUUCAGAUAAGCUCGGCCUAGUCACCAGUGAAGUCGGUUCGUUAUUUAUCCCAUUCAACCACCUAUCAGGCAACAUCAACAAGGUGGCAACGGUUACUUCGCACUUUGCAUCAUGGCCGACCAAUAAACCUAUAAUCACCGAUGCCAAAGCUACGGACCUGGCUUCCAUUUUGCUGCUUGCCAGUCUUCACAAUCGCAAUAUCCACGUCAUGAGCGUUACUAGCAAAGAGGACAUGGGCCUGAUUGCGCUUAGCAAGGAAAAGGGUCUGAAAGUGACUUGCGAUGUUGCAAUCUACUCCCUUUUCCUGUCUACCGAUGAUUACCCUGGUUGCGCAUGCCUUCCUUCGAAGAAAGACCAAGAAGUGCUCUGGGAGCACUUGGAUACGAUUGAUAUAUUUUCUAUCGGUAGUCUUCCAUACCAGGUUGCGGGUAGCGAUGCUUCUCCCGCUGUUGGGAUCCAGGAUGCGCUUCCUCUGCUCUUCACAGCAGUUUCUGACAGGCGACUAACUAUCGAGGAUGUUACCGCCAGACUCCACGAUAACCCGAAGAGGAUCUUUGAACUUCAUGACCAGCCAGAUGCCUCCGUGGAGAUCGAGUUUGACAGGCCAUAUGUAUUCCAGAGCCAUGAUGUCUGGUCACCAUUUGCCGGUAAGACUCUAAAGGCAUCCGUCCGACGAGUUACAUUCCAGGGGAAGACCUCUUGCUUGGACGGUGAAAUGAUGCUGGAUGCACCGAAGGGGGCCGACAUGUCCUCUCAUCGGUUAGCGCCACCGGCUCCAGCAUCGCCGGCAGUCAAAGACAUUCUUCCCACCUCUCCUCGAUCGGAAAGUGCCUUUGGGAGACGUUUGUCUUUCUCGGCCACACCGCUUCAGCGCCCGUCGAGAUUCAAACCUGCUGCUCCUGAUGGAUAUGCUCCAUCUGUCUCAGGAGACGACUUUGUGCCUGCCGCUCCGAUUUACCCAUAUCCGUCCCGGAUUUCACCCUCAUUGCAACAGCUGCUUUCACAAUCGUCUUUCAAGCAGAAGCAUAUCCUAUCUGUCAGCCAGUUCACCCGCCCAGAUCUUCACCUUCUAUUCACGGUUGCGCAAGAGAUGAGGCUGGGUGUCCAACGCCAUGGUGUCCUUGACAUCCUGAAGGGCCGCGUCCUCACAACCCUCUUCUUCGAGCCCUCCACUCGUACGUCUGCUUCGUUCAAUGCCGCUAUGCAACGACUGGGUGGCCGCACCAUCCCCGUCGCGACUGAGCAUUCGUCCACUCAAAAGGGCGAAACCCUUCAGGACACUGUACGCACCCUGGGCUGCUACAGCGACGCGAUCGUCCUCCGUCAUCCGGAUGACAGCAGCGCUGCCACCGCCGCCAAAUUCUCUCCAGUUCCCAUCAUCAACGGCGGAAACGGAGCCAUGGAACACCCCACCCAAGCCUUCCUCGACCUCUUCACCAUCCGCGAGGAACUCGGCACCGUCAACGACAUCACAAUUACCUUUACCGGCGAUUUAAAAUACGGCCGCACCGUGCACUCCCUCGUCAAACUCCUCCAAUUCUACGAAGUUCGCGUCCAGCUCGUCUCGCCCAAGGCGCUCGCUGUCCCCGAGGAGGUCCGUCAACAGCUCGUCUCGUCCGGCCAGCUGAUCCUGGAGUCGACGGAGCUUACUCCGCAGAUCAUCGCACGGUCGGAUGUGCUGUACUGCACCCGGGUGCAGAAGGAGCGGUUCGAGGACUUGGGCGAGUAUGAGCGGUUGAAGAAUGCAUUCGUCAUCGAUAACACAGUCCUUAAGCAUGCGAAGAGCCAGAUGAUCGUUAUGCAUCCUCUGCCGCGCAACCAGGAGGUCUGCGAGGAGGUCGAUUUUGACCAGCGCGCGGCUUAUUUCCGACAGAUGAAAUAUGGGCUCUACUGUCGCAUGGCAUUACUGGCAUUGGUCAUGGCAUCGUGACAGGGGGUUCAAGUGACCGGUUACUGGUCGGUUUAACCCACUUUCUAUACGGAUUUGUUUACACUUCGUGGACUUAUCUCCGAGGGAAAAGCAAAAGCCGAUCAAGAAUAGUUUUUCCUUUUUGUUCGUUGGCGAACGCACCCAAAAGUUUUCUGCUUUUCCCAUUUGUUUCCAUUUAUUUUCUUUUUUUCACUUGCUUUCUUUUUAUAAAGGCGAAGCGACCUUAGCAAUGCAGAGCAGACACUUAAUACAUAAAUAGUAGGAGUAGUUUUUCAGCUAUAUAUGAUUGUGGUAUGAUGUAUAUCUUUUUAAUUUCCGUGUGUGUUUUUAUGGAUUUCAUGAUAUAUCCGUGAUGUGCUUGACGUGAUUUCUGUUUCUGUUUUUUCCCUUUCUCUCUCUUUUGUUUUUAUUUGUGACUCUCCCGUGGGGGUUUCUCUUACCUCUGGGAUGCAUUUGCCUGGCGUCUGUCUCAUCUCUUUUCUGUGAUCUCUUCUGAGUUGGGUUGUUCCAUGUACCGAUAGAGUUGAAAGGUUACAAUUAGAAUAUGAGGACCCGUGAAAAUGACGCUGAAAAUGACCACUUUUGGCGCCAGAAACGGCUGUCUUUCCACCUGUAACUUUGGAGGGCGAGUCCACGCCGCACCGCCCACCGCCGCCCAUGAUGUUUCACACCUGUUCAACAGCCAUUGUGAGAUGAGAAUGAACAUUGUGAAGAACUAAUAGCAUAUCAUAGAUAAUAAAUAAGAGAUAUAGGGCCUGUUCGGUGCGGAGGUGUGUACUCAUUCUUUUUGUACAGAUCUGCACUUUUUUUAAAAAAG
Blastomyces gilchristii SLH14081 is the source of this 7936-nucleotide messenger RNA. Its product is annotated as protein pyrABCN. Gene Ontology annotation, biological process: UTP biosynthetic process; L-citrulline biosynthetic process; 'de novo' pyrimidine nucleobase biosynthetic process. Gene Ontology annotation, molecular function: carbamoyl-phosphate synthase (glutamine-hydrolyzing) activity; dihydroorotase activity; amino acid binding. The record is from RefSeq and is a predicted model, not a curated record. Gene Ontology annotation, cellular component: cytoplasm; cytosol. The transcript has 4 exons. The coding region runs from base 193 to 7119 and encodes 2308 amino acids. NCBI's taxonomy places the organism in Eukaryota, Fungi, Ascomycota, Eurotiomycetes, Onygenales, Ajellomycetaceae.